Molecule: messenger RNA, 3703 nt
Organism: Paramuricea clavata
Lineage: Eukaryota; Metazoa; Cnidaria; Anthozoa; Malacalcyonacea; Plexauridae
Source: the annotation of a GenBank genome assembly
UAUAUGCUGACACGUUGGCAAUGCUUGCUAGCUGCAGGCAAAUAUUUACUGAAUAUUACCCUCUAAAGUGGGCAAUAUACAUUUAUGUACGCCUAAAUCGAGACACAAUAUAGGCAAUUGUUUCCUUCGCUUGUCACUUGGGGAAUUUAAGUGAAUUCUGUUGCACAAAUAUCAUUUUGGCGAAAUUCGGCAUGACCGCGUACAAGGGUGUCACAUUACUUUUGUUGGUAUAUUUUUGGAAUAUCUCUGUAGCGCACGGAGAACUCGAAAGUCCAGGGAAAAAGUAUGAAAGACCGCCGUGGUAUAUCGGCCUGUUUUGGAAUAUGCUUGGCUAUGCGACUGUCAUCGUGCCCGGUGCUAUAAUUAUCCGUCUGGUAAAAAAUUCCAACUUUAAUGAGAGCGCAGGUAAUAAUAUGGGUUAAUUUGUAACUUAUCAAUCGGUAACCACAUAAGUUUGAAUAUCAAGAAAUGUAAUUGUGGUGCUCAAACAAAGUUUGAUUGGAAUCGUAAGCUCUUUGAAUCUUUGAUUAAAUCUUGUGUUGUGGUCACCAUCAACCGUUGGUCGGACCUCUACUCGAGAUCUUAAAAUAUUUGAGGAGAAUAUGCUACCUAAAGCCUGGCUCACAUAUAUAGCUGCGACGUACCGGCCACGAUGCCGAUGGUAGCUUUAAAACAUAAAUUAUGUGAACAUUUGUUUGCCGAUUGCCUCCAGUGCCACAUUUACAUUGGUGGUAUGCCGGGGAAGUUGAUGUGGCUUAACUUUGCCAGUAUUUCGGCGGCAAGUAGAGGCAUAAUGAUACAGUCGCAGGCAUAUGUCAACCAGACUUUACAUUGACAUCAGUAAAUGCAUCUUUUCGUGUAAGGCGUAAAAAAAAAUACCUGUGGUUCCGGUUCCUGACCGACCCUAUUUUUUUCUGCCAACCCUAUUAUUUUUUCAACGCGAUUGACCGUGCGACCCUAUUUUCUAUGGGUGUUUGUGGGCUGCUGCCAAAAUGGCAUCUGUUGUCACACUAAUUAUUGAAAAAACCAUGAAAAAAAUAUUUAAAAAAAAAAUUAUUUCCGACCUACCGACCCUAAUUUUUUCGCGAAAUGAAACCAGAACCACAGGUAUUUUUUUUAGGGCAAUUUAGCCUGUUGGGAAAUCUUCUCACCAAUGAGUGAGCAAAAGCCAAAGCCUUGCUAUUUGAUUCUGAACAAACUAACAGACUAACAAAUUCACCCUCUGAUUAUAAAGUCAUUCUAAGGAAUAUUAAAUAUUUUGAUUUGCCAAAUUAAAUGGCUAAGACAAUUACAACUUUGGACGUAAUUAACAGAUGAUGUUAAUUUUUUAUUUGUCUGCCUAAUUUCCCGUAUUUAUAUUGAGGCCGUUAAUACAACCAACUUGUAUACAACCAACUUGAGUUGUACUGUGUUUAUCAAGCGAACAACUCACCUAUGACAAUGUGCACCCUACUUUAUUAUUUAUACUCUGUCUAACGCCAGAUAAUUUUAAUUGUCAAGGGAAGAUCGCUGGCGCUCAGUGGAUUAAUACAAUGCAGUCAACACCAUUUGUUUUUUUUGCCUUAGGUCGAGGCUUUCUCUUCAACGUUCUUCAAAUCUUUGUGCAUGGACGACCAGAGGAGAAACGGAGCUUGGAAGAAGGUCCGGUCAAGGGCCCCACAGAUGGAAAGGAAACAUCUAUAUUGGGUGUCACCGCGGCAAAGUUGAUAUUUUGCGCUGUAGGUCUGCAGGGGUCGUACCUGACCUGGGGGGUCCUACAGGAACAGAUCAUGACACAGAAGUACGAUGAGCUCUCCGAAGACGGCACACUGCACCAAGUGAACUUUGAAGAUUCGCAGUUCCUGGUUUUUGCAAACAGAGUCCUGGCGUUAGUUGUUGCGGGCGUGUACAUAUCCAUCGCGGAGCAACCUUAUCACACAGCGCCUUUCUACAAGUACUCGUACUCGUCGUUUUCAAACGUAAUGAGUAGUUGGUGUCAAUACGAGGCGUUGAAAUUUGUCAGCUUCCCGACGCAAGUCCUCUGCAAAGCUUCGAAAAUGAUUCCAGUUAUGAUCAUGGGAAAAAUAAUCUCAGGAAAAACUUACCCGUAUUCUGAAUAUUUUGUUGCCGUUUUGCUUUCCUUUGGUACGAGCUUGUUCCUAUUGUCACAUAACGCUGACCACGCCCAUCACGACCAACCGACAACUGUCGUCGGGCUUGUCAUUCUUUUAGGGUACAUGGUUUUCGAUAGCUUCACAUCAAACUGGCAAUCUGCAUUAUUUAAAAAACACAAGAUGUCUGCGAUGCAAAUGAUGUUUGGUACCAACGUCUUCUCAAGUUUGUUUACAUUUUGUUCACUCAUACAAACAGGUGGUUUCCUUCGUUCGUUUUUGUUCAUGUCGAAGCAUCCCCAAUUUUUGUCGCAGAUAUUUGUCCUGUCAAUGACGUCAGCAUUUGGACAGUUGUUUAUAUUCUACACAAUCAAUGCUUUCGGUCCCAUCGUGUUUGUGAUAAUCAUGACAGCAAGAAUGAUGUUCAGUAUUGUGCUAUCCUGUUUCAUUUACAAGCAUACCCUUGCAUCUCAAGCCAUUUUCGGCAUCGUCAUUGUCUUUGGAGCCAUAUCGUAUAGAACCUACUUGAGGUACAAAGCAUCGAAGGAAACAGACAAAGUUUCGACUCAAAACAAAUAGGUGUACAUUAUUUGACUUUUUGAUAAUGAGUAGUUCUGUUAGCAAUUUAUCCUUUAAUUACCGGCAGACAAUUUCAAAAUAAAAGAUGAAACACUGAAUAUUAACAUCUUGUAAACUCACGAUUCGAGCCAUUUAAUUUCAAUGUUGACAAUGACUUUGGAAUGAAGUUGAAAUAUUGCCUUAAAUUUGUUAUCUUGUUUAACCCCUUGAGCCACAAUAUGCCCUACUUAUUUUUUGUACUUGUCUAAGUGUCUAAUGCCAGACGAUUUUACUCUUCGAUGGGGAAGCUUUGCAGCUUAAUGGAUUAACCAUUAUAACCAAUAAAUCUGACAAUCUGUCUCCAGUUAACCCAUUGAGCCGCAAUGUGCCCCAGUGCGCCCUACUUAUUUUAAUUUUUUUUACUUGUCUAACGCCAGACGAUUUUACUCAUCAAUGGGGAAGCUCUGCAGCUUAAUGAGUUAAAUAAUUAGACAGCUCCAUUCUUAAGUUUAGCGUGUUUCACUGUGGAAAAUUAGCAGGUCAUUUCAAUUCUGACAUUGUUUUGUGUGACUUGUGGAGAUAAUAGCUGAAAUAAUACAAUUUGCAUGGCUGGGCUUAACAAAAAAUAUUGUGUGGCAGGGUCUGAAAUUUGCAGUAUCCCAAUAUCCAUGGGAUACUAAAAUUUGGUUUUGGAUACCAAACUGUAAAUGACUUAUAUCCCAACUGGAUACUGAGAAAAUUUCAAACAUUAGGGAAAUGUUAAGCAGCUCUGUAAUUGUAACAUUGAGAGUCAUGGAAACUUAUUUGAAUGGUAUAAUACUAGUAUCCAGAAGUGGGAUAUACCAUACUAAACUUUGAAUCCUGGUAUCCCAUUUGGAUACUGAGAAAAAAAUUUGAAUUGCAGACCAUGUGUGGUUCCACUUUUGUAUUCUGAAAAGAAUCGUGUAGGUAUUUGUUUUGAGUGUCUGUUUGUAUUGCCACAGCACACAAACAUUUCAAGAAGCAAUAAACUCUAAAGUUUAGAUGUACUGUAAAUAAUUGUUGUAUUAAAGAAU